ACAGGUGCUGCGGCAACAGGGUGUUGCCAGAAGCAAAAAAGCUCAAAGGCCAAAGAAAGACAAACAUGGCUGAGGACAACAUUGUGAUCUCCGGAUUUUCCGCCUAUUUCCCCCAAGCCGAUCACCUGGUGGAGUUCAAGGAGAAGUUGUACGCAGGUGUCGACAUGGUCACCGAGGAUGACUUACGAUGGCCGCCCGGUCACCUCGGCCUACCUACCCGACACGGCAAGAUCCGGGACCUGUCUCGCUUCGAUGCGCAGUUCUUCAGUACGCACCCGAAGCAGGCGCAGUUGCUAGAUCCUCAGAUUCGACUGCUGUUGGAGACGUCGUACGAGGCUAUCGUGGACGCGGGAUACGACCCCGAAAGCCUGCGUGGACGUCCCAUCGGCGUAUUUAUAGGUGUUUCCACCAGUGAGACGAGUGAUGCUUGGAGGGCGAACGCACAGAGGGCUGAUGCCUACGGAUUGCUCGCCUCCUGCCACGCGUUGUUUGCCAACCGAAUCUCGUACGCCCUGGACUUUCAUGGCCCCAGCAUGGCGGUCGAUACGGCUUGUUCAUCGACCAUGACUGCCUUACAUGAGGCAGUGCUGGCGCUUCGCUCGGGACGCUGCGAAGCAGCCAUCGUUGGAGGAAGCAAUAUCACCCUGGAACCCACAAUAUCCCAAAGCUUCCAGCGGCUUGGCAUGCUCUCUCAGGAUGGAAAGUGCAAGGUGUUCGACGCUGAUGGCGAUGGCUACGCCCGCAGCGAGACCAUCGGUGCGUUUUUCCUCCAACGGGCCAUCGAUGCGCGUCGGGUGUACGCAAAGGUCGUCAAUGUCAAGGUCAACACGGACGGAUACAAAGCCGAAGGGCUCACUUAUCCUUCCGGAAAAGUGCAGCAAGACCUACUCGUCGACAUCUACCGGGAAAGCGGAGUCGACCCACUGAAAGUCGCUUACGUUGAGGCUCAUGGCACCGGAACCAAGGUGGGCGAUGUGGAGGAGCUGAAUCCUAUCGGUGCAGUAUUCUGUGGACCAGCGCGCCAAAAGCCGUUGAUGGUUGGCUCCGUCAGAAGCAACAUGGGACAUGCUGAAAGCGCCUCUGGUGUGUCAUCAGUGGCAAAGGUUAUCCUGGCCUUUGAGACAAGCAUGAUCGCCGCCAACCUGCACUUCAAGAAGCCCAACGCCCUAAUACCACGCCUCCACGACGGCAGCAUCCAUGUCGUUGCCAAGCACAAGCGUUUUCCGGGUGGCCCUGUAGGCAUUAAUUCGUUCGGCUUCGGGGGCGCCAAUGCCCAUGUGAUCCUUGAAGCUGGACCUGAACUGCACGUGAACAGCAUUGUCCGUGACAAACCUGAACUGCCGAGGCUUGUCCUUUUCGCCGGAAGGACUGAGCAGUCCCUGACAGGAACACUGGACCGGGUAGAAACUGAUGGACCAUACCCGGAUUCAGCGUACGCUCUCCUCAACCGGGUUGGACAGCCUACUGUCAAGAAGUUCCCGUAUCGUGGCUUUGCAAUUAUUUCGGUGGACCAGCCCGACAAACAGGUCAUCAAGCAAAUUCAGAAAGCUCCCAUCGAGAUGAGGCCUCUGUGGUUCGUCUUUGCUGGUAUAGGCUGCCAGUGGAAUGGCAUGGCACGUCAGAUGUUGCACUUCGACGUGUUUGCUCGCUCUGUACAGAAGUCGCACGAGAUUCUGAAGCCCUUUGGCAUCCAUCUGAUCGACCUUUUGACAACCGAAAGCCAUUGCGACCGGACUCUACUCCCAACGCUCGUGUCCAUAGUUGCGAUUCAGGUAGCGCUCGUCGACAUGCUUCACGCAGUGGGCUUGCGUCCAGACGGCAUCGUUGGUCACUCGACGGGUGAGAUGGCUUGCGCUUAUGCGGACGGAUGCCUGACGGCCGAGCAGACUGUACUGUGCGCUUACUGGCGUGGUCGCUGCGUUCAGGAGGGUAACCUGGUCAAAGGAGCGAUGGCUGCUGUUGGGCUUAGCUGGGAAGAAACUACCCACCUUUCUUCCGAUGACGUGUACCCAGCAUGCCACAAUGCCGAAGACUCAGUGACCAUAUCUGGCCCCGCAGAAGCAGUUGCCAAGGUAGUUGCGCAGCUGACAUCUCAGAACAUCUUCGCUCGAGAAGUUGACAGUCUAGGAGUCCCCUUUCACUGCAAGCACGUCCACAACGUUGGACCAGCGCUUCGCGAUGCCCUUUGCAAGGUGAUUCCUGAACCUAAGCGGCGUAGCAAGCGCUGGAUAAGCUCCUCAGUGCCAGAGAGCCUCUGGUGUGAACCUCUGGGACAGUACUGCUCGGCUGAGUACCAAACAAACAACUUCCUCUCGCCCGUGCUUUUUCGCGAGGCUCUUCAGCACGUGCCCCAAGACGCGAUCAUGGUGGAAGUCGCCCCACACUGUCUCCUACAGGCCAUCCUACGUCGCGUCGUAGGCCCCGACGCGAUCUCUCUGGGCGUGAUGAAGCGCGACGUGGGCAACAAGGAGUAUUUCUUGGGCUCGCUGGGAAAACUUCACAAUCUAGGAUUCAAGCUGGAUCUGUCUCCCCUUUAUCCACCGGUUCCAUGGCCCGUGCCCCGUGGCACUCCCAGCAUAGCACAUCUCGUCAGCUGGGACCACUCGCAGCAAUGGCAUGUGGUUAACUGGAAGGAAUCUGCGUCACAAACGGUGGCCGAGGAUAUUGUGGAAAUUGACUUGGAGGCCAACGAGGCAGACAAGUAUCUGAAUGGGCAACAAAUGGAUGACCGCGUGCUGUUCCCUGCGGCAGGAUACUUGGUGCUGGCCUGGAAGUCAUUGGCAAAGAAAGUCGGAAAGCCGUUCGAUCAAGUUCCGGUUACAUUUGAGAACAUUUCCAUCCAUCGGGCCACAAUAAUACCCAAAAGCGGCUGCGUGCGUUUCAGGGUGAACGUGAUGCGUCUGACGGGUGAGUUUGAAGUUGGUGAAGCUGGCUCAGUAGUGGCCACUGGCCGUGUGCGCGAGGCCGCAGAAGGUGAGAAGCUGCUCGAUCAAGACCCUCCAUGUGCGUCAGACGAACCGGUCUCCUACGAACUCCAUGCUGCGGACAUCUACAAAGAACUCAGGCUGCGUGGCUAUGAGUACCAAGGAGCCUUUAAGGGUAUUCUCAAGGCCGAUAUGCACGGGCACUACGGAAAGUUGAAGUGGAUGAAUAACUGGGUCACGUACGUGGACACAAUGCUCCAGUUCAGCGCUUUUGGCUCACCACCACUGCGAACUUUCCUGUUGCCCGUGAAAAUCGAGUCAUGCAUCAUAGACCCAGAGACUCACGCACAAAUAGCAGCUAGGAACGAUGAAGGAGUGCUCGUGGAAUAUGACGGCUACCGUGACACAUGCCGCUCCGGUGGCAUCGCCGUUAGGGGUAUCAAGAGAUCUAUAGCAAAGCGGCGUUCAGUGCAGCAGACGCCAUGUCUCGAGGAGUACCGCUUCGUGCCGUACAUUGAUGACGUCGACGCAAAGGAGCAGCGAUAUAGCCCUCUGCGAGAGUACGUUGAUUUGUGCUGUGAUAUCACUCAGCAUAUUCUGCAAUCUAACUGCGAAAACGGCCCCUUAAGACACUUAUAUAAAGACGCUUGCCCUGAUCUACAACAAAAUCUAUCAAGCAGAUGUCUCAAUGGUGCCGCUGUUAACCACAGCCUCCUGAAUGUCCUCCUCGCCGUCACUGAGGCAGCCAAUGACUCCAAACCACUGGAAUAUUUUGUCCGGUCAUCGCUGGAAGCCCAGCGACGAAGCUUAAAAAGAGACGUUCUGAACACAGCGUUGUUCGAAGAAGACCCUUUGAGGUACCUCCUUGACGUAGUCUUAGAGAAUGGGGGAUCCAAAAAGGUUCAAGUUCUCGAACUGGCUGUUGGAAAAGAUCCACUGCUCAUCGCUCCUUGGGCACUUCAGUGGCUGUCUCUACAAGACGUUCAUAUUAAGAUCGAAUACACUGUGGCCCAUCCUUCUCCAGACACUCUGACACCAGAUGAAGUGCCUCGAGGCAUCAACAUUCUUUCGUAUGGCACAUCAUCUGCGUUACACGAAUUAGCCCCAGAGGCUGACUUGACAAUAUUGUCUCGUUUUGUAGCAGACACCGAGAACGAUACGAAUGCUUUAGCCAAGCAGUUGUCGUCACAGUGUAAGGAGCUGAGCUUCGUGCUGCUGUCGCAGAGAACAGCAUUCACCUCUACCGAAAACUUCCUCUCAUCCAUCGAUGGCACUGAUGACUGUACGCACUCUGACGACGAGGUCAUCUCUGCAUUCAAAGCACAUGGCAUGCUUCUGAUAGGCCUCAAGUCAAACAAGUUGUCUUCACUGCUUCUGUUUCGCAAGUGUACAACGGUAGCAGACGUCAGAGAGCAAGAUGUCGUAAGGGCGAAGAACACGAAAAGCGGAUGGAUCGAGGAGCUCGGGGAGAAAAUACAGCAGUACGACGCCAAGACAGCCGGGCGUGACCUCUGGUUGCUUGCUGAGGACGUCGGAACCAGCGGGGUUGUUGGUCUCACCAACUGCCUUCGGUUGGAGACAGGCGGACGUCACGUAAGAUGCGUGUUCGAUACAAGUCACAAUGGUAGAAACAACGUCUCCGACUUUAGCCCCAGUAACCCGAAGUACGCGGAUAUUUUUCAGCGAGGCCUCGUGAUGAACAUUUAUCGCAAUGGACGGUGGGGCUCAUUUCGGCACGUGUGCAUGGCUUCAGGCGGCCAGAAGAAGAACACGGUUGCCUUCUUGGGUAUGCAUACACGAGGCGACCUCUCAACGUUGCAGUGGUAUGAAUCUCCGCUGAAGUACGCCUCCCUGUCCAGUGGUACCACCAAAGAUGGAACGCUCUGCGACGUGUGCUAUGCAUCACUCAACGCUCGAGACCUUAUGAUGGCAACGGGAAAGAUCGCGCCAGAGCCCGUGCCAGGUAAACUGGCAAUUUCGGAGUGCAUCAUGGGCAACGAGUUCUCGGGCUGGGACAGCCGGGGUCGCCGAAUCAUGGCGGUGGCGCCAACCCAUGCCCUAGGCACCAUGGCCAUCGCGGACCCGGACUUCAUGUGGGAGGUUCCCGAAACGUGGAGCCUGGAGGAAGCCUGCACGAUUCCGUUGGCCUACUUGACUGCUUACUACGCGCUCAUAAUGCGUGGCAAUAUCCAGGCCGGAGAGUCCGUUCUGAUUCACUCUGGCAGCGGAUGCGUGGGACAAGCAUGCAUCACCGUCGCCAUCUCUAUGGGUUGCACAGUGUUCACUACCGUCGGUUCCUCAUUGACGAAAGAGUUUCUGAGACGUCGCUUCCCGGAACUUGAAGAUCGGCACUUUGCCAGCUCGCGGGACCUGUCCUUUGAGACACACAUACUGGGCGAGACUAAGGGCACGGCUCGGGUACAAAAUAUUUUCACGCGCGACAAAGCCGAGGCAGCCUUCCGGUUGAUGGCUUCCGGGAAACACGUAGGAAAAGUUGUAGUACAGAUCCGACCCGAGGAAGUGCACCACCAUGCCGGCCCAGCUGUACCGCUCCUUGUAGAGGCCGUCGCGCGCGCUUACUUCUACGAGCACAAGUCGUACGUGAUCGUCGGAGGUCUUGGUGGCUUCGGUCUGGAGCUUGCAGACUGGAUGGUUACUCGUGGAUGCCGCAAACUGCUGCUCACCUCCCGCUCGGGGUUGAGAACUGGUUACCAGAAGCUGUGCUUGCGCCGUUGGCGUGCUCUUGGCGUCCAGGUGCUGGCCAGAAAUUCAGACGUCGCGUCUGAAGGAGGAGCUCGGAUGGUCAUCGAGGAAGCCACCUCUAUGGGACCCGUAGGCGGCAUCUUCAAUCUGGCAAUGGUUCUUCACGACGCCCUCAUUGAAAACCAGACGGCUGAGACAUUCGAAGCAGCGUGCAAGCCCAAGGCAGCCGGCACGCAGCUCCUCGACCAGUUGUCGCGACAGCUUUGCAGAGAGCUCGACCAUUUCGUGGUGUUCUCAUCCACGUCGUGCGGACGCGGCAACGCCGGCCAGACAAACUACGGCUACGCCAACUCCGUCAUGGAGAGAAUCUGCGAGUGCCGUGUCGCUGAUGGACUUCCCGGGUUGGCUAUUCAAUGGGGCACAAUUGGUGGCGUUGGACUGAUCGGCGAAAUGAUGGGACAACAAACGUUCCUGCUUGGCCUUGCGCCUCAGAAAAUUAGGUCUUGCAUGGCAGUUAUGGACCAGUUUUUGAGCCAGGGUCACCCCGUGGUUUCCAGUUAUGUAAAGGCCGAUCUGUCCCGAAAACCUGGCGACAAGGAAAAACACAGCCUCAUUGAAUCUGUGGCUCGUAUACUUGGCGUCCAGGACGCAUCCAGACUUAGUCCAGACAUCAGCCUCGGUGAGCUGGGCAUUGACUCCCUUAUGAGCGUCGAUGUGAAGCAGACCUUAGAACAGGACUGUGACGUCACCUUGUCCACGCAAGAGAUUCGGCAACUCACCAUCGCUCGGAUUCGACAGAUUGGUGAAUGUCACAGAGAUGCUUCAUCUUCGCAAGGGAAAUCUAGCGCAGCUCAUGGAACGAAAGGGAUGCAAGCACUUCGUUUUGGGGACCUGGAGGCUGGUGACGUAAAAGGGCUGCAAUGGCAAAAUCAAGGUCAUCGGGGUGGAUUGCCUCCAUGCAUGGCUCGUGUGUGACCAAGGAGCUCACCUGUGCGAAGCCAUCACCAGUCAGCUACUGCAACAGUGCGGACAGUGCGACAGUGUGGAUCAACACGUUUUGCUGUAGUAAAUAAAUAAAAUGAAGAAAUGUACCAUCUUAUUUAAGAUUCAAAUGCUAUAGCAUUAUUAGUGUUGUUUGUGUGAUGACAUUUGCUCUUUGCCUGUAUGAACAAAAGCAAAAUUGAACGUCGAAUAA
This is a messenger RNA of Rhipicephalus microplus (southern cattle tick), 6822 nucleotides long. Its product is annotated as fatty acid synthase. Gene Ontology annotation, molecular function: 3-oxoacyl-[acyl-carrier-protein] synthase activity; phosphopantetheine binding; oxidoreductase activity. Lineage: Eukaryota; Metazoa; Arthropoda; Arachnida; Ixodida; Ixodidae. Gene Ontology annotation, biological process: fatty acid biosynthetic process. The record is from RefSeq and is a predicted model, not a curated record.